GCCUGACCUCGUUCGGGCUUGCAUACGCGCGUGCAGCAUCAUAUGAUGGUAGUCUUGGUAUAGUAUAUAGGGCUACUUGAUACAUGGUAAGUGUCAGACUCUUUUGUUUUCUAUUCCCAAAUUUGCAAACUUCGAUAUCAAAGCAACAAAAAUUACAACAACUAUGCCUCACCUUCCAUUCCGCAAGAGCCACGGCAGCAACGAAUUACCCCGCCGUGACCCCGAGAACACCCAAGCCUAUCUCGUUGGCGGCGGGGUUGGAUCCCUCGCUGCCGCCGUUCACCUCAUCCAAGAUGCCAACGUUCCGGCGAAGAAUAUCCACAUUCUCGAGGCGUUGCCUGUCAUGGGAGGCUCAAUGGAUGGAGCUGGCGAUCCAAGAGAAGGCUACCUUCUUCGAGGUGGCAGGAUGUUGAAUUUUAGCUACCACUGCACCUACGACCUUCUUGAGCGGAUUCCGUCCCUGAUGAGCAAUGACAAGACCGUCAUGCAAGAUAUCAAAGACUUCAAUGCCAAGAAGGAGAACCAGACGCAUUCAAAAGCGCGACUGAUUGCGUCUGCCGAGAAGGCUGCCGAAGUCGUGGACACUUCAAAAAUGGGCCUGACAAACAUUGAGCGUGUGGAUCUGAUCAAGCUGACUCUAGAGAGCGAGAAGAGCUUGGGCAAGAAGCGGAUUGAUGAGUGCUUCCCAGAGGCAUUCUUCAAGACUAAGUUUUGGUAUAUGUGGGCGACAAUGUUCGCGUUCCAGCCAUGGCACAGUGCAGUAGAGUUCCGUCGUUAUGUUCAUCGCUUCUUGCACGAAUUCCCACGGAUCAAUACCCUGUCUGGCGUCGACCGUACACCGUAUAACCAAUACGACUCGAUCAUUCGGCCCAUUAUCAAAUACCUGCAAGAUCAAGGAGUUGAUUUCCGCUACAACACCAAAGUCACGGACUUUGACUUCAUCGAAGGUAUUCCAGCUACAGUGGACGAGCUUCAUAUGGUAUCAGACGGAACACCAAUGACAGCACAAUUGGACCCCCAGGAUAUCGUAAUCGUGACCCUUGGAUCCAUGACAUCCGAUUCGAGCGUUGGCACGAACGAUACCCCGCCACCCUCGAUUGUCGAUGAAGAACAUCAGGACGGAUGCUGGGAUCUCUGGGGCAAGCUCGUCAGCAAAGGCGGGGAGGCAUUUGGCAAGCCGUCAACAUUCUGCACUCGUAUCAACGAGUCGAAGUGGGAGUCCUUCACCAUCACUCUCAGCGACCCAGAAUUCCUCCGCCGCAUUGAAGGCUUCAGCCACAACGAACCCGGGACAGGAGCGCUGAUGACCUUCAAAGACAGCAACUGGCUCAUGUCGAUCGUCGUGCCCCACCAACCGCACUUUGUCGACCAACCAAUAGGAAUAGAUGUCGUCUGGGGCUAUGGUCUCUUCCCCGACAAAGAAGGCAACUUCGUCAAGAAGCCGAUGGCGGAAUGCUCAGGCCAAGAGAUCCUCACUGAGCUCCUCGGACACUUUCAUUUCCCGGCUGAGCAGAUCCGUGAGCACGCUAUCUGCAGACCCUGCAUGAUGCCGUACAUCACAUCUCAAUUCCUGACCCGCGAGCCCGGCGACCGUCCACAGGUUAUUCCAGAGGGUAGCACUAAUAUUGCGCUGCUGGGCCAGUUCGUGGAGAUUCCGGAGGAUACGGUCUUUACCGUCGAGUAUAGUGUGAGAGGUGCGCAGAUGGCCGUGUACGAACUGAUGGGUUUGGACAAGCACCCAAAAGGGGUGUACAAGGGGGAACAUCAUAUUGGGGUAAUGGUGGAGGCGAUGAUGAAGAUGAUGACUUGAGCGUACGGGUGGAUCCGUUUCUGGAGUAUGGCGUUAUGUAUGGGAUUGGUGGUUUGUUGAAAAGCUGAUCAUGCUUUCUAGUAUACGAGUGCCGAAUGGUUUCUCGCUUCACUCCCUCAGUCUUUGCCGCAGCUACAUUUAGCGCUCUCAG
Molecule: messenger RNA, 1961 nt
Organism: Lindgomyces ingoldianus
Lineage: Eukaryota; Fungi; Ascomycota; Dothideomycetes; Pleosporales; Lindgomycetaceae
Product: 67 kDa myosin-cross-reactive antigen family protein
Exons: 1
Coding region: 164-1810 (548 amino acids)
Biological process (GO): fatty acid metabolic process
Molecular function (GO): oleate hydratase activity; FAD binding
Source: RefSeq, a predicted model, not a curated record